Messenger RNA from Arachis duranensis, 618 nucleotides. RefSeq lists its product as uncharacterized. The record is from RefSeq and is a predicted model, not a curated record. Lineage: Eukaryota; Viridiplantae; Streptophyta; Magnoliopsida; Fabales; Fabaceae. Bases 1 to 618 code for a protein of 205 amino acids. Gene Ontology annotation, molecular function: nucleic acid binding. The transcript has a single exon.
AUGCCCAUAGUGGAGUUUGCUUAUAACAAUAGCUACCAUGCGAGCAUUGGAAUGGCUUCGUAUGAAGCUUUGUAUGGAAGGAAAUGUCAAUCUCCCUUAUGUUGGUAUGAAGCCGGAGAAAGGAGCUUGUUAGGACCUGAAAUGAUAGCUGAAACCACUGAGCAAAUAAAGAAAAUCCAUAGCCGAAUGCUUAUAGCUCAAAGCCGUCAGAAGAGCUAUGCUGACCAAAGGCGGAAGUCUUUGGAACUUGAGGAAGGAGAACACGUCUUCCUGAAGAUUAUUCCAACCACCGGAAAAGGGAGAUCCAUUAAGACUAAAAAUUUAAAUCCUGGUUACAUUGGACCAUUUGAGAUCCUGAAGAGAAUUGGAUUAGUGGCAUAUAGGAUCGCUUUACCACCACAUCUUUCGAACCUGCAUGACGUGUUUCACGUAUUACAGCUUUGUAAUUACACUUUUGACCCGAGUCAUGUCCUAGAACUAGAAUUCGUUCGAGUAAGAGAAGAUCUGACGCUUCCGGUAACUCCAGUCAGGAUUGAUGAUACCAGCAUCAAGCAUUUACGCGGAAAAGAAGUUUCUAUGGUAAAAGUAGCGUGGACUCGAGCUGCUAUUGAAGAGUAA